Messenger RNA from Entamoeba invadens IP1, 1647 nucleotides. RefSeq lists its product as hypothetical. Lineage: Eukaryota; Evosea; Mastigamoebida; Endamoebidae. The record is from RefSeq and is a predicted model, not a curated record. Gene Ontology annotation, biological process: DNA replication. Gene Ontology annotation, molecular function: DNA binding; DNA-directed DNA polymerase activity; nucleotide binding. The annotation marks the transcript as partial. The transcript has a single exon.
UUUAGUUCUCUUAAUGUAAAUAAGCUUGUAAGACCGGAAUUAAACAUGAAUUGUCUAGUUUAUGCUUUGAAACAAGCUAAAAUUGAUGAUAAAAUCAUAGAUUUAUAUCGUGUUCACUGUAUUUCUAGAUAUCAGAAAAUAAAGUUGAUAGAUGAAGUUUCUAAAUCAUGUAAUAUAAGAAUUCAAGUAAAAAGUGGAGAAUUAGUUCGUAAAUGUCAUGCUAACACUAUUAUGAAAUCUAUUGGAUCAAUCAGUAAAGAUGCUAUCGAAAUUAAUUUAUUCUUAUAUCGAGACACCAAUAUGAAAGGAGAUCAUUAUUUCUUAGAUAUUGAUUUACCUAUAACUCCAUUCUAUCUUAAGAACAGAGAAGAACUUAAUAAAUAUGCUUUAGAAAAUAAUUUAAGUAUUGAUAAUAUGUUUGAUAAACAACGUAAGAAAGGAAAUAAUUGUUAUACUAAGCCAGGCGCUAAAGAUACUAUAAAAUUUUCUGAGCUAAUAUUAUACAUUAGAGAUCAUAAUGGAUUUAAAUCGUAUUCAUUAUCUGAUGUACUUCAUUUACCAUCUGAUUUGUCAGAUUAUGUAAGUAAUAAUUUAGAAUCAUUAGAGUAUUUAGAUUAUGAGGUUAAAGAUAUUAAAUUAGAGUCAAAAAAUAAGAAAUUUAAACAAAAAAUACUACCAACAUAUUAUUAUGCUGAUUUUGAAGCUUCAACACAAAGAAUUCAUCAAGCUUAUUGUGUGUCUUAUUCUAAACGUAAUUCUAAUCAAAUAUGUAAUAAAUAUGGUAAUAAAUGUGUAGAAGAAUUUUUAAAUGAACUUAACAAUAAUUCUGUAAUAUACUUUCAUAAUUUGAAGUAUGAUUCUUGCUUCCUUGCUGAAUAUGGUAUUAACAAAUGUAUUAAGAAGGAUGGAAAAACAAUGAAGAUAAAUUUGAUAUAUAAUAAGAAGAAAAUAACAUUUAAAGAUAGUUAUUCUAUGAUAAGUACAGCAUUAAAUCAAUUUCCAAAGAUGUUUGGGUUAAGAAAUCUUCAAAAAGAGUUAUAUCCAUACAACUACUAUACUCAAGAACGUAUUCAAAAUAAUAUUGGAACUAUAUCAGAAGCAGGUGAAUAUGAGAUACAAAAAUGGACUGAAGCCGAAUAUAAACUAUUUAAUGAAAAUAUUUAUAAAAUAGAAAGUUGUAAAAUUGAUGAAAAUCAUUUUAAUAUGAUGUUGUAUUGUAAAUUAUACUGUAAUCAAGAUGUAAGAAUAUUAAAAGAAGGACAUACUCAAUUUAGAAUUGAUAACUUAUCUAGUUUAAAUAUAGAUGUAGAUAAAUUCAUUAGUAUUUCUGCAUUAGCUUACAACUAUUUUACAACACAUGUUUACUCAAAAAUUAAAGAUCUUAAACAAUAUAGUGGUAAAGUUAGAGAAUACAUUCAAGGUACAGUAUAUGGAGGAAGAUGUAUGACUAGAGACAAUAAAAAAUGGCAUGUAAGAGAUGAAUUAUAUGAUUAUGAUGCUUGUUCUCUAUAUCCCAGUGCUAUUCAUAGAUUAAAGUUAGCAACAGGAAAACCUAUUUUAAUACCAAAGAAUUUACUCAAUUCAACUAUAUUAAAUCACAUAAUGUUAGAACAACGAUUAGAACCUACAAAUGAACGUUAUAUAUAA